This is a messenger RNA of Lactuca virosa, 213 nucleotides long. Lineage: Eukaryota; Viridiplantae; Streptophyta; Magnoliopsida; Asterales; Asteraceae. The record is from the annotation of a GenBank genome assembly.
AUGACAGGAAACAAUGAAGAGCCUCCUAGUGAUUUUUUCUAUAAUGGGCCUGAGCAUGAACAUGAGCCUGAGCAUGGGCAUGAGUCUGUGCAUGAGCCUGAGUCACCAAUGGUUCAGACGCCCCAUUAUUCGGGUAGACAUGGUGGAUCAAAUGAUGCAAAUUCGAAUGGAUCUCACAGGCCAUUUAUCACACGAAAGGGGUACAAUCUAUAA